Molecule: messenger RNA, 525 nt
Organism: Colletotrichum aenigma
Lineage: Eukaryota; Fungi; Ascomycota; Sordariomycetes; Glomerellales; Glomerellaceae
Product: Lactose permease
Exons: 1
Coding region: 1-525 (174 amino acids)
Biological process (GO): carbohydrate transport; transmembrane transport
Cellular component (GO): membrane
Molecular function (GO): carbohydrate:proton symporter activity
Source: RefSeq, a predicted model, not a curated record
AUGGUUUCGAGGGCCUGUAAAUCGCCGACAGUUGUGUUCUCCACCAUUUUUGGGUCAUGGAGCGGGGGCGGCAUCAUCACAUUCUACCUCUCCGUGGCGCUGAAACAAGUCGGCAUCACCGAACCAGCACAGCAGGCCGGAAUCAAUGGCGGAUUACAAAUUUUUAAUCUCUGUGUCGCACUUGCCGCUGCAAGCCUAGUUAAAAAACUCGGCCGCCGUAUCCUAUUCAUAUCUUCGAGCGUAAUCAUGCUUUUAGCCAUGAUAGGGUUUACUGUAGCCACAGAACAAUUUACCAGAGAAGGGCAGUCAGCGGCAAGUAAAGCUCUCGUCGCGAUGGUGUUUUUAUUCCAAUUUGGGUCGGAUGUCGGAUACACACCUCUUCGAUGUACAUUGCGGAGAUAUGCCCCUAUCAUCUGCGAGCGAAAGCCAUGGCGCUGCACUACUUUCUCAUGUACGCCUUUAGUGCCGCUGGGCAAUAUGCCAACCCGGUGGCCCUGCAAAACCUGGGUUGGAGGUACUAUCUAG